Molecule: messenger RNA, 783 nt
Organism: Cercopithifilaria johnstoni
Lineage: Eukaryota; Metazoa; Nematoda; Chromadorea; Rhabditida; Onchocercidae
Source: the annotation of a GenBank genome assembly
AUGCUUCGACGUUUGGGUGGACUUUUGUUUAUCUUCACUAUAUCAACUCUUGCACUAAUCUUUACAUGGAGCCUAAGACCUGAACUUUUCCCUUCCACAACUCACGACAAGUCUAGCUGGUAUUUCCCAAGAACCGUUGCAGAUUUCAAUGUUCUUGUCAAUUAUUUUAAUAAGUACAGAGAUAAACAUUUCAUCUAUCUUCUGCUAUUGUUCAGCCUUGCCUACUUGUACAAACAAUCGUUUGCUAUUCCUGGAUCUUUUGCCAUGAACGUGUUAGCAGGAGCGUUGUUUGGUCGUUGGAAAGCAUUACUUUUGGUAUGCCCAUUGACUACUAUAGGUGCCUCGUGUUGCUACCUAUUUAGUUUAUGGUUCGCAAAACCUGUUGUCGAACAUUUUUUCAGUGACCAAUUACAACGGCUCAGGUAUGAAGUUGCUGAGAAUCGCUAUAGACUGUUCAACUUUUUGUUAUGUGUUCGAUUAUUUCCACUCACGCCACAUUGGUUGUUAAAUGUUUGCUUACCACUUGUAAAUAUCCCACUGAGCAACUUCGCUUUAUCUGUUUUAAUUGGAUUAAUUCCAUAUAACUUGAUGUGUGUGCAGGCUGGAAACGUCCUCAGUAAUUUGAAGGACUUUUCUGAUGUAUUCAGUUUGACAACCACUGUGCAGCUUGCUGUACUGUCACUGAUUGUAUUCCUAUUCGGCAAAAUUACGAAAAAGAGAGCUUGUUGUACAAUGACUAUAAAUGUCGUUGGACUUAUUUCUGUCUUGGGAUACGUAAUGUAA